AUGCCCAAGAAGGGAAGACGGCAGCGCAAGGGCAGGGGCGGGCAGAAGGGCGGGGGGUCGCGCAGCAGGCCGCCUGCCAAGGCCCGCGCCAGGACCGACGACCGUCAAGCGCAGAAUCAACAGGCCGUCGAUGUCGGCCCGGAGGCGGCGUCGACGGCGGCGGGCUCCAGGAAGGAGGGGCCGAGGGUCGGCGGGCCGUCCGGCGCAAAGGUUGCCGGCCUGUGCAACCUGGGCAACACAUGCUUCCUCAACAGCGCCCUGCAGGUCCUCAAGGCGUGCCCAUCGCUGCAGCGGUACUACGCCACGUGCGGGGAGGCGACCAGAGACAAGCCCCUUACCUGCGUCCUCGGGGACUGGUUUAGGUUCGGCGGAGAUGGCAAGAAGGGCGGUGGAACAUACAAACCCUCCAAUCUGGUGCAGGAAAUCCGCAGGCUGGCUCCGCACUUCAAGGGUCGACAACAACAUGACAGCCAUGAACUGCUGCGCUAUGUACUGGACAUGCUGCGGAAUGAAGGGAAGAGCUUGGACGGGGAAGGGAAAGGUCAGAAGAUGGAGAAUGGAACUGAGCGUGUGGAGCAGGAGAACCUUGUUGGAUGCAUAUUUGGAGGCACUUUUGCGUCGUCCAUAUCAUGCAUGCACUGUGGUCACAAAUCAGAACAAAAUGAGGAAUUUCUCGAUCUAUCCGUGCCAGUCGUCCAAGAUGCAUGCAGCACUGGUGGUGGCAUGCUGAGCCCAAGCCAGGAAGAGAAAGAGAACAGGCACAGCCGAUGCUGGAUGACAGCUAAGGAACGUCAACGGCUCAAAAAGGAACUGUACAAGAAAGAACGAAUGCAGCAAAAAGAGAAAGGGGAAUGCAUGGACAUGGCUCUGCAAAAUGGUGGCAAUUGCAGCAAUGCAGCAGCGCCACCUUUGCUGGAUAGUGAAUCAGCCAUCAACAACAACCUCUCAGCAGAGCAUCAGCCUUCAUCGUCAGGGGCAGACGGGGUGCAGUCUUGCCAUGGAGACUUGUCUACAGCUGCCAGCACAGCUGGUGAGCCGGACGCAAACAGUUCCUCAUCUGCAGCAUCGAUGGGCAAAGCGGAAUGUAAGGCCAACGUUUCCAGCAAAGCAGCAACUUUGGAGCGAUGUCUUGAGAAGUUUUUUGAAGAGGAGCAAGUAUUUUGGGAGUGUCCAAGGGAGGCUGAAGAGAGGCAAAAGCACACCAGCAGCAAGCGUGUCAGGUUUUCGGAGUCGGAGCCAGUCGUGUUUGAGGUUCCUGCUUCCGAUGGGUGCCGGGGCUGUGAUUUCCUAAAUGGAAUGACGCUGCAUGAACUGAUGUCGAAGGCCAAUGACAACGACUCUUCUGAUGAGAGCUCUGAAGGGGUAGAGGACGAGGAGGGAGAAGAUGCCAUAGAAGAUGGGGCGAGGGAGACAAAGGAAAAGGUAGGUGAUGGAGAUGAGGAGGGGGAGAAAAAGGUAGAAGACAGGCUGGAGGCAAAAGAGGAAUGCACACAGGAAGGGGCCAAAGAAAAUGGUGAGGAGGCAGAACUUGUGGAAGAGAAAGGGGAACAGGACACUGAGGUUGGGACAGCGGGUGAGACAGACGAAAAAGAAGGCGAGGGCAUCAUUUGCAGCGACUGCGAGAGUGUGGGCUCUGUGGAAAUUUGCUCUUCUUCUGAAGAAGAUACUCUCCAAUCUGAGAGCUCGGGAUCCUGCUCCCCAGAGCAGACUUACACUUGGUCCAAAGUGUGGACAUCGUCUUUGAGGUCCUGCUUGAGGAAGCAAGUGGAGAUGAAGGAGGCACACAAGAAAUACAGCAUCCAGACUGCACCCAGGGUGCUUACCAUCCAUCUCAAGCGUUUUGACAGGAACCAAUAUGGCAAAUUGGUCAAAGUCAAGACACAUGUUAGAUUUGGAAUGGAAAUUGAGAUGGGACCAUUCUGUGAGCCCUCUGGUGGUAGUUUCAGGUAUCAACUGUUCGGUCUAAUAGAGCACAGAGGCGGCAUGAGGGGCGGCCACUACGUGGCUUAUGUAAAGAGGACAUUCCCUGAAGACGACGAUGGCAGUUUGGCACAGGAUCGGUGGUUCUUUGUGAGCGACCAAGUUGUGAGGGAGGUGGACGAGAGGGAGGUUGCGGCGAGGGAGGCGUACCUUCUGUUGUACGAGCGCGUUUGA
Molecule: messenger RNA, 2154 nt
Organism: Ostreobium quekettii
Lineage: Eukaryota; Viridiplantae; Chlorophyta; Ulvophyceae; Bryopsidales; Ostreobiaceae
Source: the annotation of a GenBank genome assembly